AUGGCUGACUGGAAGUCUAAAGCACGGGAACAUGUGAGCGAAGUUAAUGCCUUGAUUCCCAAGGAGUGGCUCAUUCCCGGCACAAUUCCUUCAGCAGAUGACCAACGCGACGUGACGGGCUAUAUCCGCCAGUUCCUAACUGCGCGAGAGAUAGACAUUACAGAGGUCGACGCCGCCAGCAUUGUAGCUAACAUAGCAUCGGGAGCAUGGAAGGCAAAAGAAGUCACUGAGGCAUUCUGCCACCGAGCGGCACUUGCUCAUCAGCUGGUCCAUUGUCUACAUGAAAUAUUCUUUGAAGCGGCCAUUGCAGAUGCAGAGAGGCUCGAUGAUUAUUUCGAGAAGAAAGGCAAAACACUUGGUCCGCUACACGGGUUGCCAGUGUCACUGAAAGACCAAUUUCACGUGAAGGGCGUUGAAAGCACCAUGGGUUACGUGGGAUGGCUAGGCACAUUCCAAGGCAAGAAAGACACAGGAAAGGACAAAGUGUUCGAGAGUGAGAUGGUCCGCGAGCUACGAGAACUCGGUGCGGUUCUGUACGUCAAGACCAGUUUGCCACAAACCCUAAUAAGUGGCGAGACCUUCAACAACUUUAUCGGCUAUACCAAUAACCCCCACAACCGUCACCUGGCUGCUGGUGGCUCUUCCGGGGGCGAGGGUGCAUUGAUCGCCUUGAGAGGCUCCCCUGUUGGAUUUGGAACCGACAUUGCCGGGUCAGUCAGAAUGCCCGCCAGCGCCAACGGCAUUUACACGAUCAAACCUUCCGCUAAUCGUCUUCCAAUUUCGGACUUGGCUACCAGCAUGGAUGGCCAGAAUACCAUUAUGGCGAGUAUUGGGCCUCUAGCAACUUCCAUCCCGGCCAUGCGUCUAGUGUUCAGAAGUUUGUUAGCGGCCAAGCCAUGGCUAUAUGAUCCACAGGUUGUGGAACUCCCGUAUCGCGAUGAGCUGGAGCUGGAGACUCGCGAGCUCGCCAAGGGCCAGCUUGUUUUCGGGAUCAUGGAGCACGACGGUGUAGUCACUCCUCAUCCGCCGGUGGCCCGCGCCAUCGAGAUUGUACGGUCUGCCAUUGAGAAGUUGGGCCACAAAGCUGUCAAGUGGAGCCCACCUGCUCACAUAAGAGCAGUAGAAAUUUUGGUCAACGCUCUUCAAUAUGACGGCGGUCUAGAUGUGCAUAACAGCUUUAGCCUGUCUGGUGAAAGAGUCUACCCCCAAAUCAAGGGCCUCUAUGGCGAAAAGCCUAAAGACACGCAAUGGACCGCCAGUGAGAUCGCUGCGAAUAAUGUUCGCAGCCGCGAGUACCAGAAGGAGUACCUAGAUUAUUGGAAUUCGACGGCUACAAUCACUGGCACUGGCCGCCCUGUUGAUGCGUGGAUUCUUCCGGCAGCGCCGUUCACUGCUGCUAGACCUGGACGUUACGACUACUAUGGGUAUACCAUGAUCGCCAAUGUUGUUGACUAUACGACUGCUGUGAUUCCAGUCACUGUUGCUGAUAAGGAUGUUGACGUAAAGAAUGCAACAUAUCAAGCUUUCAACGACAUAGACCGGAAAGUUUGGGAUUCUUACGACGCAGAAAUCUAUCAUGGGGCUCCAGUGGCCGUACAAAUAGUGGGUAGGCGAUUUGAAGAAGAAAAGAUUCUUGUCUUGGCCGAAAUUCUAGACAAAGCAAUUGGUAAGACCGAGGUAUGA
Messenger RNA from Penicillium cinerascens, 1683 nucleotides. RefSeq lists its product as uncharacterized. The coding region runs from base 1 to 1683 and encodes 560 amino acids. The transcript has 4 exons. NCBI's taxonomy places the organism in Eukaryota, Fungi, Ascomycota, Eurotiomycetes, Eurotiales, Aspergillaceae. The record is from RefSeq and is a predicted model, not a curated record.